AUGGCUCUGCGCGUCUGCUUGCGGCCACUGCUCUCAGCAAACGGUCUCCGCUUGACGGGUGAAUCUAUCAGCGUCCGUCUCCGGCCCUUCAGCAAACUGCCCGAACUCCAUAGCAGCAGUUCCUCAGGCUGUAAGGUGCUGUUACACUUUGUGAAUCAGUCUGGAAUGAAGACGAGCGUCAGUGCGAUGGAAGGAGAAUCCCUGCUGGAAGUGGUCAUCAACAAAAACCUCCAAAUCGACGGCUUUGGUGCGUGUGAAGGGACGUUGGCGUGCUCCACCUGUCACCUGAUCUUCGAGGACGGUGUUUAUGAGAAGAUGGAGCCGAUGGCAGAUGAGGAGAUGGACAUGCUGGACUUGGCCUACGGACUCACCAAACUGUCGCGGCUGGGCUGUCAGGUGACCGUGGAGCGCUGGAUGGACGGAAUGACGGUCCGAGUGCCGCAGGAGGUCAAAGAUCGACGAGAGAAGCCGGAGGCCGAGAUCUAGCAGCGAUGCCUACGGACACUCACGCG
Molecule: messenger RNA, 512 nt
Organism: Pygocentrus nattereri (red-bellied piranha)
Lineage: Eukaryota; Metazoa; Chordata; Actinopteri; Characiformes; Serrasalmidae
Gene: fdx1b
Product: ferredoxin 1b
Exons: 4
Coding region: 1-486 (161 amino acids)
Biological process (GO): positive regulation of oxidoreductase activity; P450-containing electron transport chain
Cellular component (GO): mitochondrion
Molecular function (GO): 2 iron, 2 sulfur cluster binding
Source: RefSeq, a predicted model, not a curated record